Molecule: messenger RNA, 1693 nt
Organism: Tripterygium wilfordii
Lineage: Eukaryota; Viridiplantae; Streptophyta; Magnoliopsida; Celastrales; Celastraceae
Product: cytochrome b561 and DOMON domain-containing protein At2g04850
Exons: 1
Coding region: 239-1495 (418 amino acids)
Source: RefSeq, a predicted model, not a curated record
AAAAAACGGCCGACUUUAUUGUCACUUGACUUGAAAGCAAAGCACCCAAAUAAACACAAAAUAUAGCAAUUAUGUUAGAAAGCUCCCUCUAUUUGAAAAUGAUGAUAAGAAAUUGACUAGUAGAGCAUCUCACAUCCACUAAACCAAUCCUUAACGAUCUCUUACCUUCAAAGCCAAGCACACACAAAGGGCCUUCACUAGUCAUCAUAACCCAUCAAACAUCACUACCAAAACAUAAAUGUUAAGAACACCUUUCAAUCCCUUCUCACACACAAAAUCCUCCACCAUGCUCAUCCUCUUUGUCUUCCUCCUCCUCUCCUUCACCUCACGCACCGCCUUCUCCACCCAUUGCACCACCGUCACCGCCACCAAAACUUUCCAAAAAUGCAUGACACUCCCUACCCAACAAGCCUCCAUAGCAUGGACUUUCCACGCCCAUAAUGCCACUCUAGACCUUGUUUUCUUCGGAUCCUUCAUUUCACCAUCCGGGUGGGUCGGGUGGGGAAUUAACCCUUCAUCCGCUCAAAUGACCGGAACCCGUGCCUUAAUAGCAUUCCCGGAUCCAAAUUCGGGCCAAUUAGUAUUGUUACCUUAUAUUCUUGACCCGACCGUCAAACUCCAAAAAUCGCCAAUCCUCUCUACCCCUCUCGACGUGCACCUCAUCUCCUCCGCCGCCGCCUUGUACGGUGGAAAAAUGGCCACCAUUCACAACGGUGCGGCGGUCCAAAUCUUCGCUACAUUAAGACUUGUACCAAACAAAACGAAAAUUCACUGCGUGUGGAACAGGGGACUCUACGUCCAAGGCUUCUCCCCCACAAUCCACCCAACAACCUCCAACGAUCUCUCCUCAAUUGCCACCAUCGACGUCUUGUCCGGCUUCACGGCGGGCCAACACACCAAUGUCAAAACCCUAAGAACCGUUCACGGAGCCAUAAACGCCGUUUCGUGGGGUAUUUUGCUUCCAAUUGGGGCUGUUACCGCAAGAUAUUUGCGUCACAUAGAAUCAAUUGGGCCUGCGUGGUUUUACGCCCACUCGGGUGUUCAACUUUUCGCUACCUUUCUGGGUACUGUUGGAUUCGCGAUUGGCAUUAGGCUUGGCGACUUAUCGGCAGGAGUGGUUUACGGGUUGCAUAGGAAGCUAGGGUUCGCGGUGUUCUGUUUGGGUUCUCUGCAGACAUUGGCGCUGUUGUUUAGGCCCAAGACUACGAACAAAUUUAGGAAGUAUUGGAAGUCUUACCAUCAUUUUGUGGGUUAUGCGUGCGUAGUUUUGGGGGUUGUGAAUGUUUUUCAGGGAUUUGAAGUGAUGGGAGCUGGCGGGUCUUAUGCCAAGUUGGCUUAUUGCUUGUGCCUUUCGAGUUUGAUAGGGGUGUGCAUAGCUUUGGAGGUGAAUUCUUGGGUGGUUUUUUGUAGGAAGUCGAAGGAGGAUAAGAUGAGAAGAGAAGGAUUGAUUACUGGUUCUGAUAAAGGGAGUGAGAGUCGCCAUAGCCAUAGUUGAUGAAAUUGAUCGGAGGAGAAAAAUUAUUGUUUUUGCUUAAACUUUUAUCAAGUCCUAAAUGAUCAAUUUUGUGUUAAUUGUCGGAAUUUCACAUCCUUUCGAAGAUCAUCUGUAUUUUAUUCAGAUUGAAAAAUAAAAGAAAAAUAGAAUGUCAAGAAUGGGAUUCGAACCCAAACAAUCUGUAUUUUAUUCAGAUUA